Molecule: messenger RNA, 189 nt
Organism: Penicillium angulare
Lineage: Eukaryota; Fungi; Ascomycota; Eurotiomycetes; Eurotiales; Aspergillaceae
Exons: 2
Coding region: 1-189 (62 amino acids)
Source: RefSeq, a predicted model, not a curated record
AUGAAGACUAUCUCUCUCAUUCUUGCUGCUACGACUAUCAUGGUGGCUCAUGCUGCUCCCGGAAGCCUUCUUGAGCGUACAGACUGCAGCCAAAGGACUGCAUGGACAUGUCGUGCUAAUCAAUUCCUUUACGAAAAGGCCAGAAAUGCACUGAUGUAUUCAGCUACGGUCCUAGUACAUGCUCGCUGA